GGGAAAAGGAAGGGGCCUGAGGCUGUGAGGAAUUCUGGGAGUUGGAGUCCAAAACACCUGAAGGGAGGGCCGACGUUGGACCAGGCCUAGACCAGACCAAAAGGAAAAACAGACAAACAAUUACCAUCCAGAUGAGAGAGAUGGGGGAGCUCGCCUUCCUCCUCCUCCUCUUCCUCUUAGGAUCUCCCCCCACAGCGGCAUUGGAGUGGCCCCCCCGCAUCCUGCGACUCUUUCCCGAGGUGAGCCGUGCUGCUCAGCGCUUCUCUGCUGAAGGGGCUUCCAACUUCAGCGUCUUCCAGGUGGACGCGCACACACUCUACGUGGGAGCCAGGGAUGCCAUCUAUGCCCUGACCCUGGGCUCCAUCAGCCAGCGCCCAAAGAAGAUCUCCUGGAUGGUGCUAAAGGAUCACCGGGACUCCUGCACCCAGAAAGGGAAGAAAGAGGCCGAGUGCCAGAACUUCAUCCGCAUCUUGCAGUUCGUCAAUCAGAGCCACCUCUUAGUCUGUGGCACCUUCGCCUUCGAUCCUCGCUGUGGUUACAUUAAGCUGAGCGACUUCCGGAGCGUGGAGCACAUGGAGAGCGGGCGUGGGCGCUGCCCCUUUGAGCCCCUCCAGCCCUCCACCGCUAUCAUGGCAGAUGGGGCCCUCUACGUGGCCACAGUCGGGAACUUCCUGGGGACGGAACCCCUCAUCUCCAGAGACACUAGGAACCCCGCGGAGGUCAUCCGGACGGUCAUCUCCAUGACUUGGCUGAAUGAUCCAGAAUUUGUGGCCUCAGCCUUUGUGCGAGAGGGAAAGGACGGCGAAGACGACAAGAUCUAUUUCUUCUUCACGGAGACGGCGCGCGAGUACGACUUUUAUGAGAAGGUCAAGGUGGCCCGUGUGGCCCGUGUCUGCAAGGGAGACUUAGGGGGCCAGAAGACUCUGCAGAAGCGAUGGACCACCUUCCUGAAGGCACAACUCUACUGCUCAGACCCCAAGAGCGGCACCGUCUUCAACAUCCUGAGGGACGUGGUCACUCUGCCAGCUCUAGACGGUGCCUGGAAUGCAACCAUCUUCUACGGGGUCUUUGCAGCCCAAGGGAGAGAGGAGAGUGGCUCGGCCGUUUGCACCUACAGCAUGGAGGCCGUCCGGAGGGCCAUGGAGGGACACUUCAAAGAGUUCCGGAGGGAGUGUGACAAGUGGACGCGCCUCACGCCGAGCGACGUCCCCCAUCCACGCCCAGGAGCGUGCGUGACCAGCAGCACGGAGGGGAUCGGGUCCUCGCUGGCCCUCCCCGACCGUGUCCUGACCUUUGUGCGUGACCACCCCCUCAUGGACGAACUGGUCCUCCCCCUGGACAACGCGCCAGUCCUGGUCGUGCCGGGGGCACGCUACCUGCGCCUGGCCAUCCACCGAGUGGCUUCCCUCUCUGGCCAGGAGCACCACGUCCUCUACCUGGGGACAGAGGACGGCCGCGUCCACAAGGCCGUGAGGAUCGGCCCCCGGCUCUCCCUCCUCGAGGACCUCCAUCUCUUUGCAGAGCCUCAGCCUGUCCGGAACCUGCAGCUCCACCAGAACUGGCUCUAUGUGGCGUCCGACACAGAGGUGACCCAAAUCCCCACGUCCACCUGCCAUGCAUAUAAGACCUGCCAGGACUGCCUCCUUUCCAGAGACCCUGCUUGUGCCUGGAGCCGGGAACUGGGGGCCUGCCGGGAGCACCACGGACAGGCGGGGCUGAUCCAAGACCUGGCUGCAGUGAAUGUGCUGACACUGUGUCCCACAGGGAAGAAAGAGGUGCCCUCGAUGGUUGAAGUGCCAGUGCUCCCAUCUGCCCGGGUGGUCCUGCCCUGCAACCCGCGGUCCUCCUGGUCAAGGUGUGAGUGGCAAAUGCCUUCCCAAGACGCCUCAGCCUAUGUCAUCCGCAGGGAUGGCCUGGAGCUCUUUGCAGCAGGAGCAGCAACCGCUCUGGGGGAGUACAUGUGCCGGUGCGUGGAGUCCGGCGUGGGCGGCGUGGUGGCCUCCUACCAUCUGGUCAGCGGAAGCCCCGGCAUCCUGAGCACGGUCAAGUCAGCGGAGCGCAGCUACGGCGUGCUGGUGGGCCUGCUGUGCUUUGUGCUGGGCGUGGCGGUCAGUGGGGGCUGCCUGCUCCUAUAUGAACGGCGGCGGAGGGAGCGGCUACGGCGGGAGCUGCUCUGCCGUGAGAGGAACGGCCUAGACCUCAUGCCCUCGACUGCCACCAGCUGCAGCCACGAGCCCCAGACCCCCAGCUCCCCUGAGGAUGAGCGGCACCCACUGGCCACCGGCAAGAAGAAUGGUGGCAGUGGCCUCAAUGGUUUCCCCCACUACGUCAACGAGAUGGACUCCGCCGACCAGGCCCGCAUCUACUUGACGGGGGUUCCCCUGGCCAAGUGCGAUGAGACCUCCAUCUAGAGGGAGAUUGAUUGUUUCUGGAAGAAAGAGGUCCAAGGGGCCAGUUUUGGGCAGCUUGGCAGAGGGCCUGUUCACAACAGGGUCUCUCUCCGCGUGGUCUCCGAUGCUCCCGUGCGGCCCCGGGUCUGAAGGCUUCCUGUGGCUGGCCUUGCUAGUCUCUUGUGGCCGUAGGGAAUACCACCAAACGUCUCAGGGUUGGCUGUUGUGGCCCCAUGGGCCCCUGGAGAGCGCUGGCCGCUUCCUGCACCUGGGAAAAGCCAUGCUGAGGAACCGCAAAGGACGAGCAUGGGUUUCCUGCAAGACUUUGCUGCAAAUAACCUGCCAAAGGAGGGGUCAGCACUGGUGGACCCUGGACCUGGUUUGUGGGCCAUACGGAAUGGCUGCUCUCCACAAUAGGGGCCCCAUGGCCGCCUGUUGUGACCCCUUCCUGCUGCUGCUCUGCCUGGAACUGGACACCGUCCUGAGGUGGGUUUCCCAGGAGACUUUGUAGUUAAGUGACCAAAGGGAGUCUGACGUUGGUUUGCCAAACAAAGGGCGGAGCAUGCAAUGUUUACUAUGAUACGUCCGCCUCCAUUUCAGCCCUGCAACUGCACUGAGGAGCUCUGGACGGAAGGGCCCCUUUUUCUGGGCACUUCCAUCCGCUGUGGGUCCCCCCUCUCCCACAGCCCCUUCCUUGGCCUUGGGGCAGGGCUUUUGUGAAACGGGUGUUGUGUUCGUUGUGUUUCUGUUUUUGUUUUUUUUGCACUUGUGGAACAUGUGACGUAUUAAAGAGACUUGUUGGAGAA
Messenger RNA from Anolis carolinensis (green anole), 3196 nucleotides. It is a transcript of the gene sema4f, whose product is annotated as ssemaphorin 4F. The coding region runs from base 132 to 2411 and encodes 759 amino acids. The record is from RefSeq and is a predicted model, not a curated record. Gene Ontology annotation, biological process: axon guidance; positive regulation of cell migration; negative regulation of axon extension involved in axon guidance. Lineage: Eukaryota; Metazoa; Chordata; Lepidosauria; Squamata; Anolidae. Gene Ontology annotation, molecular function: semaphorin receptor binding; chemorepellent activity. Gene Ontology annotation, cellular component: plasma membrane. The transcript has 15 exons.